Messenger RNA from Hemibagrus wyckioides, 8004 nucleotides. It is a transcript of the gene nol4la, whose product is annotated as nucleolar protein 4-like a. The coding region runs from base 263 to 2344 and encodes 693 amino acids. Lineage: Eukaryota; Metazoa; Chordata; Actinopteri; Siluriformes; Bagridae. The record is from RefSeq and is a predicted model, not a curated record. The transcript has 11 exons.
GAGAGAAACAGGUGUGCGGCUUCCCGAAACGAGCGCGCGCACGCCUUUUCUUUUCUUUUUUCUUUCUUCCCGGUUCGUUCUCCGAGGUGAAGAUUCGCCCUCGUCCUUAAUCAUCCUCUUAGCGGGACAGGGAGAGGAGGGGGGAGGGAGUCCGUUGUCACUUCAUUUCAUUAUAGUUUUAGCUUCGUUUUUAGCAAGCUUCUCUUUUUUUGGAACAAGGGGGAGCCCGGCCGGCUCGCUCGUGAAGAGGAAGAGGAAGCUCAUGGCCACCAAGAAGCCGUGCUCGGAUUUAACAAAAAGGAGUCGAAGUCCGGUCGUGCUCGAGGCCGAGAUGUUUAGUGAAUUUCAGGAGUGGUGCCUCCGGACUUACGGCGACUCGGGCAAAACCAAGACAGUCACACGGAGGAAAUACAACAAAAUCAUGCAGACGCUGUUGCAGAAUGAAGAGGCGGACGGUGUGUACGUGGACAACAGCCACAUCAACGCCAAAUUCAAAUUCUGGGUGAAAUCCAAAGGGUUCCAGGUCGGGAGCAACGUCCUGGGCGAGCACAACCAGAAAGGCACUCCAGGGAAGCCCGUGCUCUACGUUCCUGUCAAAUCAACGUGCUCUGAUGGCGGACAGUCGCAGGACAGUUCUCUGAAGCGCGUCGCAGUCGUGGAGGAUUUCUUCGACAUCAUCUAUGCCAUGCAUGUGGAGAUGGGCGCAGAUCCAGGAAGAGCACCCAAACAUGCUGGCCAGAAAAAGACCUACAAAGCGAUUGCAGAGACAUACGCUUUCCUUCCCCGCGAGGCUGUGACCCGCUUCCUGAUGAGCUGUGGGGAAUGCCAGAAGAGGAUGCACAUCAACCCCAGCACUGCAGAGUUCAAAGAAAAUGACCGACCCACCUCACUGGUCCCAGACCUCAUUGACUACAACAUGCCUCUGACUGCCACCUAUUUGAAGCAGAUGAAACUGCAGUGCAUGAAUACCAACGAACAGGAUGAGAGUUCGGUGAGUAGUGAAGACCUGGAUAUGGCUGAGCCAGCAUGGGGCUCUACUGAGCGCGCUCCAGCAGCAGCAGCGCCCAGCGGCACUCCUGAGCCACGACCAGAGAGGAAGGCCACACCCCCACAACCUAGCAUCAAAGAGGAGGAAGAUGACUCCUCCUCUGAGAGUGCCAGCACUAAUGGGCUCCCCUCCCUCGCACCUCCCACCACUGCUGCUGUGGUCACUGGGGGCGUUUCUGUGACAGAUGGCAUGAUUCCAUAUGAAGAGGUGAAUAGCAAUGGAACCACAGCACCACUGGACUUCAGCACCACCUCAUCCUCUUCAUCCUCAGAGGAAGGCCAGCAGCCCCUCAACCUGAGUGAUAGGCUGUUGCCGGGGGUUACUCCCCCACUUGCACCAUACCCUGCUGACCCCAGCAGGAAAUACACAAUCAAAACAGAAUAUGGCAACAAGUCUCCUCAGUACAGCUCAGGAAGCUAUGACUCGGUAAAGACUGAAGUGAGCAUGUGUACCGAAGACUUGAAUACAGCACGCACUCAGGUCAUGGAUGAUGACGAUGAUGAUCAUGAUGAUCACGACGACAGUGACAAGAUUAAUGACACAGAAGGUCUAGACCCAGAGAGGCUCAAAGCUUUCAAUAUGUUUGUACGGUUGUUUGUGGAUGAGAAUCUGGACCGGAUGGUGCCCAUUUCCAAGCAACCAAAGGAGAAGAUCCAGGCCAUCAUUGAGUCCUGCAGUCGCCAGUUUCCAGAGUUCCAGGAGCGAGCUCGUAAACGCAUUCGCACCUACCUCAAAUCCUGCAGACGCAUGAAGAAAGGAGGCUUUGAGACACGGCCCACCCCGCCACACCUCACCUCUGCCAUGGCUGAGAACAUCCUGGCAGCCGCCUGUGAGAGCGAGACACGCAAUGCUGCCAAGAGAAUGCGCCUUGACAUAUACCAGAAUCACGACGAGCCAGUUAUUGCAGACAAACCCAACUCCAGAGACCCAGCCGCUGUGGCCCACUCAGGCUUCUCAUUGGCUGCCUCAGCCUACUCCCAGGACCAGCUGUACACCAAUGGGGGGCUCAAUUACAGUUUCCGUGGUUACGGAGCCCUAGGCAACAGCCUGCAAAGCAGUGCAACAGCACAGAGCAAUGGUCCCACUGACUUGAGUAUGAAGUCUGUGGGCUCCAGCUCCUCCUCUUCAAGCUCUAAUAGUCACGGUCAGGGCGGUGGAGGCGGAGGAGCGUCGGCUCAGCUCAGCCCUCCUGAAGUCACGGCAGUGCGGCAGCUCAUUGCCGGCUAUCGUGAGUCUGCCGCCUUCCUGCUUCGCUCAGCCGAUGAGCUUGAAAACCUCAUUCUACAGCAGAACUGAAACUCCACACACGGUCGCAAACACAGACACACGCACACAUGCAUAUGCUCUUACAUACAGAUAUACACUCACAAUACGUGAUCAGAUGUGCACAGUUAGCAGCAUACAUGAAUUGGGAUAUGCACACAGCACAUUAAAACGUAUAUGUAGCUACAUGGCCACAAGCAGAUGCACAGAUGUACUACAAAUACACACACACACACACACACACACAUGCAUGCAAAGAGUCCCCUUUCUUUAUAGAGCUACCUAUUGCAUUCUUCAUGAUAGCCUUAUUGUCAUCAUAGUGUCUUUGCCCUAUUCCCUUUGCCCUCAAUUAGAUUUGUAACAGGGCACAACUCUCUGUACAAGGCUUCGUUAAACUACUGUUCUCUUAAUGCCAAAGGCCAUGAUCUGAGAAGGCCUGAUCUGUGAGGCUGUGCAGUUACAUGACCAACACAGGUUUGACUUUAAAAUGAUGUCACUGUACAGAGCACAAUCUAUGAUGCAAAAGCCAUCCGAUGGCUGACUAGUGACAAACACUGCAGCACUUGUGGGAAAUAGGUUUAUGUGAUUCUACACAAUCAGUUUAGUAUGACCCAGUAUUGCGAGUGUGACUGGAGCAGACAGAUUAUGUCAUUUCCAAGGCAUCAUAUUUGGAUCAUUACCAUCCAACAGUCACUGACCAUUAUUUUCACAGCUGGAGUGUUUAUAGGGUGUGGGAACUUUUGCAGCCAUACAGAGUGUUGCAGCAUAGGUGUGCAGUUGAUGCAUUGAUGUGUAAUUUUAAUUUAAUGAAAAUGAAAGGAAUAAGGGACUAAUAUAGGCACAAAUGGACCAUUCUCCUCAAAUUUAUAGUGCUCAUUGGUAAGCCAAAUCUUUUUUGGUUUCUUGUUCCAAUAUGCUCUCGUUCAGCUAUGCGACAAUUACAAACUGGGUCGAAUGACUUGAGAACCAGCCAUACCAAAAGAUAGAGCACAAACCAUCUCUCUGGUUUUGCCCAGCCAGAAUACAAAAAGAAUGUGCAGUGAAAAUGCACUGUCUGCAAUUUCAAGCCCUAGUUAGAUUCUUAAAACGUUCAACUGGGGUGUAUUUUGCAUAACAGGCUACAUUACACUCCAGUGUCAUGUGGGCCAGACCAAAAAAAAAAUCAGUAGACCGGUAACAAAUCAGUAAGUCCUCUUAAAUGUGUUCAUUUGUCUGCAAUUGUAUAAGUUGCAGAUGAAUUGAACAUGAAUCACAUACAAAAUAGAACAGUGCAAUUCAUUACUGAAAAAAAUUCCAAAUGUUGACUUUACAUACAGACUAUUAUAUCCAUAACUAUUUAUCCCCCUUUCACAUAUUGUAGUGAAGAAUUCCUUAUAAUUCACGUUUUAAAAUGUUUCUUCAUUUCGUCCCCAAUUUGGUCAUCUGCCAAUACCGAGCUGCCAGCCAGCUCUCCCUAUCAUAUAACAAAGACAUUUAAAGGCAGCCAACUGCAUCUUUUCGAACUGCUGCUACUCAGAGCGUAUGGGAUUCAUACUCGCAACCUCCUAACUAUCAUUAGCACAUUUUUGUAAUAUUUUUUUCCCUAGUGUAAUAACAAGGACUAUCUCUGUGUUUCACAUUUCAAUUCAAUUAUAGACCAUGAGACAGUUAUGAACAUGAAUUCUAAAUUGCUGGACCAUGCUUUUAUUGGCCCAAUCCCAGCCCUCAGGCCAAUAUACAUAUUGGCUAUAUAUAUACAUCACCCUUGCUUUAAGUGAUUUAUCUGGGGAGAUAUCUAAUAUUUGAUUGAUGCUACUGAGGUUGGGAAUAAGGUGCAAUGUAUAUGAUAAUAUUUUUAGUGUGUUGUCUGAAAAUUUAAUAUAGACACACUUUUUAGGACAUAGUUCCAUUCUUUACAUACAUACACUUUUCUCAUAUAUAAAGAAACAUACAAACAAAGGCUCUAUUCAACAAUUUGAUUUAUGUUGAGUGCUACAGAUGUUUAAAUUCUGUCAAAUGGGCAUGUCAGACUGUUGGACAUUAUGCAAAUGAAGCUGCGCUGAGAUACUUAAAACCCCACUCUUAACCCUUCCUCCACACCCCAUUGCCUUUGCAACCCUUUAUCCUCAGCACUGCAAUGACUUCUGGGAAACACACUCACAGAAAAAAAACAAACAAAAAAAAGAUAUAAGACGAAGGACUGCAUUUCCCAUGCUGCAUUGCAAACAAUUUUUUUUUUUUAUGUUGUGAAUGCUGCUCUUGUUUUCUAACCUCAUGACUAAGUCACUUUCAUACCGCACGGGGACCAAUCAAAAUCAUCAGAGGGACUUGUUUAUGUACAUAUGCAUACAUGUUUAAGCGAAGGGACCUAAUUAUCAGUUGAAAUAGGCCAAAGCUUAAAAAAAACCCUCCAUACUACUUAUGUCAGAAUUUAUGUGAUGUCAGUCUUACCAGAUAAUGGUUUCUGAUGGGCUGGACACCUCAGUGAUUUUCAGAUUAAUUAGAGGUGUAACACUUACAUCUCCUAUUCCUGUCAUGGAAAUUCAGCUGAAUAUGAUGCAGUGCACAGAGCUAUUUUACACUGCACGCUAUGACUCUCAGCUCCCUUUUGCUUGUCUCACGCCCCCAUGUUAAUUUCAAACAUGUCACCAAAUUCAGGCCUCGCACAAAAAGACACUGUAUAAAAAAAAAAAAAAGCAAAAGACAAUCCUGGAGAAGUUUAAACAGUGUAAGCUUAUGUGAGCUGUGUGUCUCAAGCCUUCAUGUGAUAUAGCAACCUUUCAAGUGUUGUAGCCAUAACCACAAAAUUAUAAUGAACCAGAAAAACAAUUCCUACUGGGGGUGUUAGGUAAAGGGAGCAAUGCAUUUCCACUAGUUAACUGUACCCACUUACUUUAAUCUAAUGUUUGUGUGUAUUUUAUAUUCUUUUAUAUAUUUGUCAUUACUUUAUAAGUCUGCAGGGUUUAUAAAGUUCUUUAUGUAUGCUUCUAAAGGGAACUGUCUCCUUGGAUAAAAACAAAUCUGAGUAUAACAAAAAACUUAAAUAUACCAGAGAAUAAUCUGAUAAAGGCUAGACAGGAAUCAUCAUUUGGGUUCACAUCAGAUUACAUCUUAAAUUAAAUUAACCUGGAAUAUUGUAGCACUUUAUGGCUUGGUUAAUUUAGUAAAUGUCUUAAAUCUGGAAUCAUAAGAAAUGAUAAAAAAAAAAACGUUAUACGUUACUAUACCUGGGUUUAGAGUUAUUUAUUUAUUUAUUCAUUUGAUGAACAUUUUAUUUAACAAAAUUAUUUGAAAGACACACUUGUCUUGGUGAGAUCUGCAUCCUAACAGAAAAUGGACUCAGUAUAUUGGCGUUCUAUCGUCAGAUACUGUGAGGAACGAUUUGGCGACGGGAAUCUGUCCGAUUUCCCAUGAGUACUUUAAAAAAAAAAAGGAGUGUAAGUUAAGGAGUGGUUCAAACACAUAAUGGUAUGUCCUCUUGCUCUACAUUAUAUUUUUGUUAUGUUUUCUUUAGUCAGGUUUCAUGUAUUUAUGUUCAGAUUUGUUCGAAAAACAAAGAGGUCUGAGAGCUGUGUAAUGCUUCACAAGGAAAAAUGCAAGAUACACAUAUAUAUACACAAACAUGCUCACAAACACACAUUGGAAAAUAAAUAUUUGGAGGUAAAAAAAAAAAAAAAGAAAGAAAGAAAGAAAUGCUAUGACUUAUUUUUUUAUAAGUGCAGCAAAGGUCUGCAAUCAAAAUGUGGUAACAACCAUCGCCUGUGUUCUUUUCAUUUGUGGUGCUUUGUAAGAUUAUUGUUAUUGUUAUUACUAUGAUUAUUGUAUUUGAUUUGUUUCUACUCCUGUACCUGCCUGGAAACUGUAGGCUGAUGCCUGGUUUCUCUUUGUAUACCAAUGUGAAGCUUUGUAUUAUUUCUUUCUGGUUCUGACUCAGUGGAAGUGUGUGAUGUUUACAUGUACAGAGGAUUAGAUUCUUUUUGUUGUUGGUUUAUUUUUUUCUUUCUUGUUUCUUUUUUAUUUCUUUUCUUUUUUUUGUUGAAGACCCACAUAUCCAGCCUCAGUUUGUGACUUCAAUUCGUUUCCUUAAUCUUGUGCAUGGAGGGGCAAUGUUAUGUUAGAAAGUUAUAGAGACUUGGUUAAACCACUGUUAAGGUCCUUGCACACUUAUAAUGCAUAAAGUGAAUAUUUGUGACUGUCAUUUGUCCACAGUGGUUCAUGUGAGUGUCCCAGAACAUGAGAAAACUCUCAUUGUGCUUUUAUUCCUCAGACAUGAGUCUAGUACAACUGUUAUAGAAGCCUGUUUUCAUUUGCAGGUGUGUGUUACCUCUCUGUUAAACACUGUUCAGUUUUUGCACUUGAGAAGUGUGUUACUUCCUCAGCAUUAGUUCAGAAUGAAUCAGGGUUGGGAUCCAUGUGCAAGGGCCUUGAGAGGCAACAUUUCAGUCAUUGAUUGUGGAUGAAGGUGCUGGAUCAGAAAAAAAAGCAGAGAGAGAGAGAGAGAGAGAGCUUCUUAUCAGCUCAAAGUGCAACACCAGUUGUCCUUCUCAUAAUACUACACAAUGGACCUGUUUGGUUAAUGAGCUUCAAAUGAUUUUUAUUACUACUUUCACACACAAAACUUGAAACAAAUAUUUUACAAGUAAAGCCAGUGAGCUAAGGGAAAGCGUAGCCUCCCUCAAACUGGUCCGGUUAAUUAAAAAUUUCCAAUGUGAUUAAGGCCUGCUAUCUUUGAAUUUGCACUUUGACCUUUUGUAGAAGCUUCUCAGUGAUUUUAAAAGCCAUUCCCCUCAUGUUGUUUGCCCAUAUGGGGAACAUAGGAACCUCAGGAACUGUUGAAUCUCUGAGUUUGUGUGUGUGUGUGUGUGUGUGUUUUUUUUUUAAUCCAGGCCAAUAUGUCCUGACUGACCAGUCCUCAUGCUCUCUCUCAGCUACCACAUCAUUUAUAUCAAAUUUGCUAUAUAUCCUUUUUUAUAUUUAUUAUUGUGAUUUAAAAGUGAAUCUUCUUUUCAGUACAUGUGGCUGAAUAUUUGAAUUCUUUAGAAAAGUGUUGAUACAUAUAAAUAUAUAUCUGAAUAUAUGUGAAGCAACUAAAAGAUGGAAAACAUGGCAGGUAAUUCCAUUUAUGUUUGUUUCAUGCAAAAAAAAAAAAAAAAGAAAAAAAAAACACGAAGAGGUAGAAAAAAAAAUGACUCGGGUGGGAGAGUUUCCCACCUUUUACAUAUCACUUUGAUGAGAGACUCAUUAUUGUCUGAAAAAGACUCUUUUUACAUUUUCAAUGUGGUGUCGUCUGAAAAACUGUCGGGUUUUCCACUUGCUGCAAAGUUGCUAGUUUCUUUCCUCCAGAGGUGUGUGUCACUGAGUUGCUGAAUAAAACAGUGAGCUGCAUUGUGGUCUAGACUAUUUUUUUAUACUCAUAUGCACCAUUAGUUCCCAGUUAUGUAUAUAUAUGUAUAUCAUAUAUAUACACUACCAGUCAAAAGUUUGGACACACCUUUUAAUUCAGUGUUUUUUGUUUAGGGAUUUAUUUUCUACAUUCUAGAACAAUACUGGAGAUUUCAAAACUAUGAAAUAACACACAUGGACUUAAGUAAUCCAUAUGUAAUGACAACAAAAAACAGUCAGUUGUUAUUUUAAGACACGAAGGUCAGGUGUUCUGGAAUAGUUCUUGCAAGAACAGUAUUGUCAAGUGCAUUUGCAAAACCCAUCAAGCACCA